Molecule: messenger RNA, 4293 nt
Organism: Suillus discolor
Lineage: Eukaryota; Fungi; Basidiomycota; Agaricomycetes; Boletales; Suillaceae
Exons: 6
Coding region: 1-4293 (1430 amino acids)
Biological process (GO): L-lysine biosynthetic process
Molecular function (GO): phosphopantetheine binding; L-aminoadipate-semialdehyde dehydrogenase [NAD(P)+] activity
Source: RefSeq, a predicted model, not a curated record
AUGGCCUCAGAUGCACUCUCCAGAGUGCUUGCGAGGUUGCAAAAUCUACCUGUGAUGUCUCUACCCACAGAUUAUCCGCGAUCGACUGGUGCUAAUAAACUCAUCGAAGCCGCUCAUCUGGCAGAUCUUUCAGAGCAGACCUCACUCAGUCUUUUGAAGCUUGCUCUUCAUGCUGAGAGCGAAGAUGGCGGAGAGGACGAGAAUAAAACUUCUGAAACUAGACCAUCGGCUUUCCAUCUACUCCUCUCUGCUUUUCUCGUCCUCCUACACAGGUACACUGCUGAUACAGACUUCGUGAUUGGCUCCUCUUCUGCCGCUGCAAGCUAUCCUUUGAUUCUUCGUCUUUCCGUGGAGCCAUCAGAUUCAUUCUGGACUAUCGUGCGCCGUGUUCAGCACGUCGAACGCGAGGCCGAAGCAGACCUGCUACCCUAUGAGACGAUCGUACGGUCUUUACACAGGGACAAAGACGACUCUGUUGAAGCAUCUCGUCCUCUUUUCCGUGUCCGUUUCUUCGACGAAACAGAUCAGCCACGAGAUAACUUUAUCCGAUCAACUAGCUUAACUUCCGAUCUCACCAUCUUCGUCACACGACCUCCCACUACUACACGUGCCUCCUUAGCUCCCCACAUUUCCCUUCGAAUUCUGUUUAACUCCCUGCUGUUCACAUCUGCACGCAUAUCAUUCAUCGUCGAUCAGCUCUCUGUGCUUUUAAGGAAGGUAUCUACCAAUCCGACUGCAGCGGUUGGUUCUGUUCCUCUCUUGACGGCUGCCCAACGCGAACGCUUGCCCAACCCAACGGCGAAUUUACAUUGGUGUGACUGGAAGGGAGCCAUCACAGAUGUGUUUUCCCGUAAUGCGCAGAAAUGGCCUGAUAGGUCGUGUAUCAUUCAAAGUGUACCUGCCUCGAUUCCUAGCGAGCCGCAGACAAGGCGAACAUUCACUUACGGAGACAUUCGAAGAGCCUCCAACAUCCUAGCGCACCACCUCCUAGCAGGUGGUGUGAAGAGGGAAGAAGUUGUUAUGAUUUACGCACAUCGUAGUGUCGAGCUGGUCGUAGCUGUUAUGGCUGUUCUUAAAAGCGGUGCGACGUUCUCGGUUAUAGAUCCUGCAUACCCGCCUUCACGGCAGAUAAUAUACCUCCGGGUAGCUCAACCUCGCGGCCUUGUUGUACUUUCAGGUGCUGGCCAAAUUGCACCUUCUGUGCGCGAAUUCCUAUCCACGGAACUCAAAAUCCGUGUGGAAGUACCCGCGCUUGAAUUCUCUUCUACUGGCCAAAUACUCGGAGGUGCAAACGACGGAAUCGAUGUUUUGAAGGCCCAGAUCCGUCUCGCAGAAACGGAUCCCAAUGUCAUUCUAGGUCCCGACAGCAUUGGCACGCUGUCCUUCACCAGUGGAAGCACUGGCAUCCCCAAGGGCGUUCGAGGACGCCAUUACAGUCUUACGCAUUUCUUCCCUUGGAUGGGCAACCGCUUCCUACUCAGUGAAACAUCCAAGUUCACAAUGCUGAGCGGGAUCGCUCAUGAUCCCAUCCAACGUGACAUUUUCACGCCCCUCUUCUUGGGUGCAGAGCUUCAUGUACCCACCGCAGAAGACAUCGGCACACCCGGCCGUCUCGCAGAAUGGAUGGAUGACAGCAAAGUUACUGUCACGCACCUAACCCCCGCCAUGGGUCAGUUACUCUCCGCACAAGCGACGCGUCAGAUCCCAUCCCUACGAAACGCAUUCUUCGUCGGUGACGUCUUAACAAAGCGCGAUUGCCUCCGCCUCCAAGCCCUCGGCACAAAUGUGCAGAUCAUCAACAUGUACGGCACAACAGAGACCCAGCGCGCUGUAUCUUACUUUGCGAUUCCACCCUUAUCCGAGGACGCGACUUUCCUCGCUACACAGAAGGACAUCAUGCCAGCUGGAGAGGGCAUGAUUGACGUACAGCUCCUUGUCGUCAACCGUAGCGACAGAAAUGUCCCCUGCGCAGUGGGAGAGGUUGGAGAGAUUUAUGUGCGAUCUGGAGGCUUGGCAGAGGGAUACCUCGAUACCGAAGCCACCGCAGAGAAGUUCGUCAGCAAUUGGUUCUCUCCUGCCGCUUUACCCUGGAGGGACACGAUUUUGCAUCCGCCCCAGGGCCUUGCUGGGCCCGAGUCACGUCAUUGGAAGGGCAUCCGCGACCGGAUGUAUCGUUCGGGCGAUCUUGGUCGGUAUCUCCCUGAUGGGCGCGUUGAGUGCACAGGGCGUGCAGAUGAUCAGGUCAAGAUCCGUGGUUUCAGGAUCGAGCUUGGGGAGAUCGAUACGUUGAUGAGCCAGCACCCGCUUGUGCGGGAAAACGUCACACUCGUACGGAGAGACAAAGAUGAGGAGAAAAUUCUCGUCAGUUACUUCGUGCCCCUGCAGGGCUCGAAGCUGGAUGGAUUUGCCAGCGAGCUUACGGAGGAGGAGGAGGACGAGAAUGUUGAUGGUAAGAGUCCAAAGUAUAGACGGCUCAUCAAGGAUAUUAGGGAGCACCUCAAAAAGAAACUGCCCAGUUACAGCAUACCAACAUUGUUUGUUCCGCUGCAUCGUAUGCCCCUCAACCCUAACGGUAAAAUAGACAAACCUGCACUUCCCUUCCCCGACACGGCACAAGCCCACGCUGUGCACUCCGAGCCCAAAAAGACUGUUAACGGCCGCACAGCGAGCCCCACCGAACAAACCAUGCGCACCAUCUGGGCCAGUAUUCUCCCGAACGCACCCACGCCUAUCCCCCUCGACGAAAGCUUUUUCGAUCUGGGUGGCCACUCCAUCCUUGCCACGCGUCUCAUUUUCGAGAUCCGCAAAAUCUUCGUUGUCGAAGCUCCACUUGGCCUUAUCUUCGACCAGCCGACUAUCACGGGCCUCGCUUCGGCGCUAGAUGCGCUUCGUGACCCAGACUUUGGUAUCGCUUACGGGGACGCUGAGACGCGCCCUGCGACGCCUGUCAAGGCGUCUGCGAAACUGAGUUCUGCUAUUCAGUACGGACAGGACUACGAGACGCUCGUUCAAGGCUUGCGACCCUCGUACCCGCCAAUGUCUGAGGACUUCAAGUCGGGUGCUGUUACUGUGUUCUUGACGGGUUCUACUGGGUAUCUCGGGGCUUUUGUGUUACGUGAUCUCUUGCAGCGCCUUGAUAGGGUUAGGAAGGUCAUCUGUCUCAUACGUGCGCCCAGCGUCGAACAAGGUGUGGCGCGCCUUAGAGAAGGGUCUGGUGAUCGGGGCGUUUGGGAUGAGCAGUGGUUCACCUCUGGUAGACUCGAGGUGGUGAUUGGAGACCUUGGCCUUGAUUUGUUCGGUAUGGGCGAUGAAGUCUGGUCACGAGUCGCUGCUGAGGCGGACGUCGUCUUGCACAAUGGUGCUCUGGUGCAUUGGGUAUACCCAUACGAGAGACUUCGUGCACCGAACGUGAUCGGUACCUUGACUGCUGUAGAACUCGCCUCGACGACAAAGCAGAAGCUGCUUGUUUUCGUUUCAUCGACGUCGGCGAUCGACACAGAGCACUAUGUGCGAUUGUCUGACUCUCUGGGACAGUCUCAAGAUUCGCGGAGAGGUAUUCCGGAAGAUGAUGACUUGGACGGUGCAAGAGUAGGUCUCAAGUCCGGCUAUGGUCAGAGCAAAUGGGUGUCGGAGAAGUUGCUCUUUGAAGCUGGUAAGAGAGGCUUGCGGGGCCAUAUCGUUCGGCCCGGCUAUAUUGUUGGCGACUCGCAUACUGCAGUGACCAACACCGACGACUUUAUUUGGCGCAUGUUCAAGGGAUGCGUCCAGCUCGGCUUCGUCCCAGAUAUCAACAACACUGUGAACAUGGUGCCUGUGGAUCAUGUUGCUCGUUGCACUGCUCUCGCUGCAGUGGAGCCCCUACCAAACGCUGCGCAAAGCGUGCUGCACAUUACUGCAGUGCCCCCUCCAACCUUCAACAAUAUCCUCUCGUCGUUAACUGAGUACGGGUUCCCCACACAACAAUGCGAGUAUCUCGUAUGGCGUCGCAAGCUAGAGCAGCACGUCAUGGAGGUCCAAGAUAACGCGCUUUUCCCGCUCCUCCAUUUCGUCCUUGAUGACCUACCGACGAGCACCAAAGCCCCCGAGCUUGACGCCACUAACACUAUGACGCUGCUGCGCUCGCAAGGGCAGCAAUGCACGUUCACGGUUUCGGAACAGCUGAUGGGAAGAUACCUUGCGUGGUUAGUCGGAGCGGGUUUCUUGCCAGCACCAUCUUCGCCAGCACCAAACAAGACGUUGCCCCAGUUGGCUAAUGGUACCGUCAUCAAAGCUGCAGGUCGGAGUGGUGCUUGA